Geodia barretti is the source of this 348-nucleotide messenger RNA. The record is from the annotation of a GenBank genome assembly. Lineage: Eukaryota; Metazoa; Porifera; Demospongiae; Tetractinellida; Geodiidae.
AUGGCGUACGCCAAGGAAGACAAUUUUGGACAAGCCAUCAUGGAACUCAGCUUGGCAAUCCAGAGUGAACCGGGGUGGGUAAUGCCAUUUUUCACAUUAGGCGUUGUCUAUGGAAAUUUGGGAGAACUCGACAAAGCCAUUCAAGCGUGGGAGCGCGCCACUCAUUUAGAUGCUGACUUCGCGAAAGCACAUUACAACCUCGCGGUUGCCUAUUCACAUAAGGCAGAGAAAGGUCUCUCAAUUGCCGCAUUGCGUGAGGCAAUUCGCGUGGACAAGGCGGCAUUUUCCGCCGCGAAAACGGAACCCGCAUUUGACAACAUUCGUAAUUCUCCAGAAUUUCAAGAUUAG